UUCCUCAUCCAUCCAUGCUUCAACUGGAUCCAUUCACCUAUUUCACACAAUUCUUCUGGUCAUGCCUUUUCCUCUUGACUUUCUAUAUUGCCAUAUGCAAUGAUAGAGACGGAGUACUUGGGAUCAGCAGAAUUCUAAAACUACGAAACCAACUGCUUUCACAUCGGGAGAACAAGAUCCGGAGCAAGGACCCCAAGAGUUUAGAAGAAAUAUUAAGAAAAGGUUUUAGCACUGGUGUAUCCUAUAUGUACUCCAGUUUAUUCGAAGUAUCCCAAUGGUGUAAGGCCGUCGACUUAUUGGGAAAAAGGAGGAAGAUGACUUUGAUCUCUUCUUUCGGAGAAAUAAGUGCCUCACGAGGAAUAGAAAGAAACAUAUUCUAUUUGAUCUCGAAGUCCUCAUAUAGCACUUCUUCCAAUCCUGGAUGGGGGAUCACUUGUAGGAAUGACAUAAUGCUAAUCCAUGUUCCACACGGCCAAGGAAGCAUCACUUUUUAAUCUCAUUAUGACUUGGUUGUUCGGAAGAGAAUUAUUCUCAAUCACAAUAGUGGAAUGAAAGGUUUGAAGACGUGAGACCGGAAUUCAAUUCCACGACUACAAGCGGGAGAGGAAGGGCAAGAAAUUAAAUACUCCUUUUCCAAUCGCCCCGCGAAGACAGACGUUCAGAAAGGUUCUCGAGAUUCUCCAUCGCUCUUUUUAGUGGGGAGGAAUAGUGCGGGAAGGGAGCGAGACCAAGCCGAGCCACUAGGAGAGUAAGCCCUUCCCACGUGUCAAGUUGAAUAAAUGAAUGCAGCCUCAACUUCAAUUGCUUCAGUUGGAGCUGCUGUAGGUAUUGGCAUACUAUUUCUCGCAGUACACAAAUACAGAUCACACCUUCCUUCGCGGGCCGAGGAGCCAGUAGCUCGUCUCGUUUCAGAGUAUGCUCAGGAGAUGGACAUUCAAAAUGUUCCUCUCUUGACUCCGGAACAGUAUCUGGACGAGAUAGCGACUCAACUGGAAUUCAAGUGUUUGAAUUUGUUUGGUAUUCAAACACUUCCCGGGGGUCACUCCUGGAGUGAACUGGCACAAUCUGUCAUUUCUUCAAUAAAUGCUGAUUUGACAGAUCUAUCCACUCUCACCUGUGUGCAUGCCCUCUUAUUAGAGAGCGGCGGGUAUGAUUAUAACUCCAUUAUGACUAAAGCUCUCGAAAUAAUAACCAUGUGGGGCGGCGCUAUUUGUUGAGUUUCGUAAGACUUUCGAAAUAGCCUUGAAUCUUGAGAAUGAGAAUGUAGGGAUUGUUAUUUUCCAAAAAUCUUGCUUAAAAUCAAAGAAAGAAGGUCUAUUUUCCCACGUAGUUCGUCGGUCAAACCAACAAUUCUCUUCUCAAAGUAAUAGUAGAGAGAUCUUUUUCUAGUUAGACUUCUAUCAAUGCAAUGAAAGAACCAUCCCUUCCUAUUUGUUUGUCCUGUCAGAU
Coffea arabica (coffee) is the source of this 1449-nucleotide messenger RNA. The record is from RefSeq and is a predicted model, not a curated record. Lineage: Eukaryota; Viridiplantae; Streptophyta; Magnoliopsida; Gentianales; Rubiaceae.